Molecule: messenger RNA, 261 nt
Organism: Prunus armeniaca (apricot)
Lineage: Eukaryota; Viridiplantae; Streptophyta; Magnoliopsida; Rosales; Rosaceae
Source: the annotation of a GenBank genome assembly
AUGACAACAACAGCCGCAGCAGCAGCACCAGAGCUUGAUCCUAACUUUUCGUUAAAGUCACAUGCUAUCAUAACAAUCCUAAUUACCUGUACCCUUGAGAGGAUCAAACUCAAAAUCCGGCGCCGGCGAAACUCAAAAUCGCCGGUCGCCACCUCUGUCAAAAUGUCAAGUACGAUGAGAGGAUCAAACUUUAUACCUGGGUCGAGGUCGAUGGUGGCCGGAUUUUCCGAAAUCUCGCCGGAAAAGAUUCGGUGGCUGUGA